This is a messenger RNA of Penicillium chermesinum, 204 nucleotides long. RefSeq lists its product as uncharacterized. Lineage: Eukaryota; Fungi; Ascomycota; Eurotiomycetes; Eurotiales; Aspergillaceae. The record is from RefSeq and is a predicted model, not a curated record. Bases 1 to 204 code for a protein of 67 amino acids. The transcript is spliced from 2 exons.
AUGUCUCACCCGUGCAUGUCGAAGGAUCUAUUAGGGGCUCCACUACCGACCACGGCCAACCAGUCUUCUUCCCCCUUCGACCUCGAAUUUACCGAUGGCGGAGCCCACUUCACCAUGGCAAAUGCCUUCUUCCCUCGAUUCGCGGAAGGCCAGGGGACGGACGGGGCCUACAAGAUAUUAGAGGAAAUGUUUGAUGAUGAGUAA